Molecule: messenger RNA, 4820 nt
Organism: Stylophora pistillata
Lineage: Eukaryota; Metazoa; Cnidaria; Anthozoa; Scleractinia; Pocilloporidae
Product: von Willebrand factor D and EGF domain-containing protein
Molecular function (GO): calcium ion binding
Source: RefSeq, a predicted model, not a curated record
GAGCCUUGCCCCUAUGGAAAAGAAGGGAAGCCACCAGAAUGCUACGACUUACCGAAGGAAUUCUCUAGAGAUAACAUCAAUAAUCCAGAAAUUGUCGCCCAAGAAAGCAUGAACGUCUCAGUAACUUUACUUUGUAAAGCCAACGUUCUUAACGGAAUCGCCAGCUGGAGAAAUGUGACUUAUAAGAUAGAAUGGUUUGCUGAGGGAAAGUCAUUACAAGUAGAGACUAUCUGCGGUGGUAUUCCGCCCGGAAGCCUUAACGAAAAAGCUUGUCCAGAUGGCACUCUCGUCUCCAAACUGCCUGGCUCUAAAUACAAGAUAGGAACCUGGAUAUCAUGCAAUGUCUCUGCAAUAUUUACAACUUCGCCGAAAAACGUGUGGUCGCCCUCAAAAGCUGUACGGGAACCCUUUUUUGCAGGCAUUCAGGUAUAUCCUAGGACUACCUUAUUGCAAAUGCAAACAUGUUCCCUUAGCAUCCAGACGAUAACUUUGACACCGAAAAUACCAGCUCGUAAAAAUCAAAAUGGCCAGUGGCCAAUGGUCUCUUUCUGGCUCCCAGAAGAAAUACAACUGGUUGACGAAAAGCAAUGCGGGGUCCUGUUGGAAGGCACAAGAAAUGUUACCAUAGCAAUAAAGGCAACUUGUCCAGAUGGUAUUGUUACAGAAGGUCUAAAAGCCAUAGUUCCACUGAUGGACGUCCACAGUACGGUUUGGAAUCCAAAAACAGGACUUCCAACUAUAUGGGUCACUGUCCUGAAGCCAAAGGGAGAUAACAUACAGACUUGUACCUCAAUCACAGAUCCUCAUAUAACUGCUCUUGGAACUAAUGGAUAUUUCCAUUUCAUGGGUCUCGGUGACUUUAUUCUUUACAAGAACAUGGAGAGAAACUUUGAGGUUCAAACACGGCAAUGGGCUUGUGACAAUAAGCCAUUUCCAAAAGGUGGACACAAUGGAGCAGGAAGAAUUAGUUGCAACUGUGGUGCAGUCCUCAGGGAUCACAAUGACGUAAUUGAGUUCAGCUGUUGUAACGAUCGUAUGACUCGGGACAAGACAACGCCCAUUACCGUAAAAAUACGUAGCAAGAAAUGCUUAUCACCAGGGAUAUCCAUAAAAAGGGUUAUACCCGGAGUAAAUGGCAAAUAUGAGGUACUGUUUCCGUCGGGUGCAAAAGUAGUAAUAAGAAGAAAUUACUAUGGACUAGAUAUUGUCAUCCAGACGCCGAGAGCAGUUGACACAAACCAAGAAAGAGGACUGUGCAUGUACCCUGGACCUUACAACAAAUAUAUAACUGACGCAGGUUUCAAAGAAAGGCUAGAGGUCGGUAGAAGCUACUUUGAUACGCUACCUGUAGAUGUUCAAGAUAAGGAAGUGAUAUAUUCCUCAGCAUGUUUAUGCCGAAAAGAGGAAGAGGGAAAAGGUCCCCCGCCUUCCUGCCAAAGUGUUUUCGAAGCUGCUUUCCCCACACUUGUGAAAAACAAUAAUAUGGCCACACUUAGGCCUCAACCCUCACCUUCUAGCUUAUGUGACAGAGAUAAAAGAGAUAUACAUUUCUGGGAUGAUAUCACUGAUGAAGAUAUACAAGUCUACAAGCGAACACUUCAUUUACAUCCUCGGUUGAAGAGAUCAGUAGCCAACAAACAAGUUUCAAAUGAAAACGCUACGCGUUAUUGUGCUACGAGAAUAUCCGAUACAGAGCUUGGAAAGCUUUGUGCAAAGGUCGGCGUCAAUGUUCAGCAGCUAGUUAAUACUUGUUCGGUAGAUGUUGAGCUCACUGGAGACUUCUCCUUUGCAAGUGGCAGUGUGUCAUUGUUAGUCGAACAGUGUGGAGUACUAGGAGCCAAAUAUCUAUCCAUACUUGCUAACGGAAGUCGUGAAAUAGAUCCUGUUGCUGAAGCAUUUGUUAAACAGGUGGCGGAGCUGCUGUGUCCAAAUGAUUGUACAUUCAAUGGAAAAUGUGUCAAUGGCUCAUGCGUUUGUCACAAAGACUUCACAGCUUCUGACUGUUCGAUGUCCAUUUAUCAGAAACCUGNAUUUUAUUUCUAUGGUAGAAAUGCUAUUUUUUCGUACUGUUUUGUCAUUCACUGCGCGUGGUGUUUAUUAUUUGGAAUUUCGAAACGAACAAGUUCAAGAAUUGGCAUUGUAGUUUCAAGGAAAAUUGAGGGAAACUCUUGCAUGAUAAAUGGCUACUGCUUCGCUCCUAAUGAGACCAACCCUUUAGACUGGUGUAACCAGUGCGUUCCUGAAAUAAGCACAUCCACUUGGACGAAGCGUCAAGUAAACCUGCCACCCAAGUUUUCGCCAACCUCUGACUACUUCGUGGUAUCUGGAGAAACCCUCAAACUGUCCAUUGAUGUUGCAGACCCAGAAGAUAUGCCUGUUACCCUUUCACUUUCACAAGGAAGCCCAACGGAGGCGUCAAUCGUCGACAAUGUUUUAACAUGGAAAGCCACCAAUGACGCCUUGACUCUGUUUUUUCUCAAAGCAGCAGACGCUUGUCAAGCUACAUCUUAUGCUAACAUUAACGUGUCUUUGGUUGCUUGCCAGUGUAAGAAUAACGGAACCUGUGUGCCCCACCCAAAUUAUCCGAGAGGAUCAGGGUUUUAUGCAUGUGAUUGCUUGCCAGGAUUUACUGCUGAAAAAUGCGAGACCAACAUUGACGAGUGCCGGUCCUUUCCAUGCUUUCGAGGUCGCUGUAUCGAUAGAGUGAAUACGUACGAAUGUGAUUGUGACCCUGGAUAUGUUGGUCGGGACUGUGACACCAAUUAUGAUGACUGUAGUUCUUCUCCUUGCGUAAAUGGAAAUUGCACGGACUACGUGGGUACAUAUAGAUGUACUUGUGAUCCUGGAUAUAGUGGACUUAAUUGUACUAUUAAUGUCGAUGAAUGUGAGUCAUCUCCCUGCGCAUUCGGCACAUGUGUGGACAACAUCAACAGCUUUACCUGUAUCUGCCCAACCGGAUUCAGUGGUGUAAAUUGCGAUGAGAACAUAGAUGAUUGCCUCACAUCCCCCUGUGCAAAUGGGACCUGUAUUGACUUAGUAAAUAACUACACGUGUAACUGCUUCGCUGUCUUUAGCGGUCCAAACUGCGAUAUUAAGAUAGAGAACUGUACCGAGGAUUUUUGUUACCCUAAUGUGACUUGCGUCAAAAACAAUGAAAUAAUUAGCUGUGGUCCAUGUCCCUUGGGGCUCACCGGAGAUGGAAAGAACUGCAAAGAAUCCAGUACAUUACACCCAAUACGCACAAUAUCUGCAGUUAAAGAUUCCGUCGUGUCGUCUUCAGUGGUCAGAGACAUGCCCCCAACUGAGGCCCGUCCUAGGGCUAUAACUACAUCUCCGCCAACAACGUCAGAAAACCAGGAAACGGUGUUUGCAGUUGAAAUGCGUAUAGAGAAGAUAUGGAAUGAACACCUAAAGGAUAUGACUAGUUCGGCAUUUAACGAAUUAGCCUCCGUCAUUGAAACUGAGGUAAAGAAACAGUAUUCUGGUGUCAUAAGCUUUAUUGGAGUAAAAAUUAUAGCAUUCAGGCCUGGAAGUAUUGUUGCUGAAUUUAAGCUGCUAUUCAACCAGAAAGUGUCAGAUGACACAGCAGUAGCUCCUUUGAAAAAGGCCGUAAAGAACGGCAACCUUGGUCCAUUGAUUGUCAACCCUGAUUCCGUAAAACUAAUGAAGGAAGAUUAAGAUCCAACGAAUGAUGUAAAAGAAAAGCUUCCUUAUCCAAUCAUCAUUGGUGCUUCCUGUGGCGGGAUUUUUGUCAUCGUGCUCGUCAGCAUUUGUCUCGUCCGCCACUGCCAGCGUCAAAAGAGACUUCACCGCCGGCGCUUUUCAAGCGGUAUGCCUUCUGAAGUUCCUUUUCCUAAUCAGGACAAAUACGAGCUAGAAGAAACGCGUUCUAAGGAGGAUAUAGUCAGCUACGAGGAGCAAGGUCUCUGGAAAGAGGCUGGUGAUAACGAGAAGUUCAAUGGAGGAGCUCGUUACCCAGAAGUAGGCAUCGCCAAUAUGGCUUCUGAAAACAGAGAUAUAGGCAAGGCGAAUGAUUCAGGCUACCAUCAAAGAAUUGAAAUGGCACGCGACCCCGAGCGCUACCAGCAGUUUGGCAUCGUUAAGAAAGCUGGAAAAUAUCGAAGGACACAAGAGGCUUAUUUUAAAACUCGCUUUUGUACGCGCAUUUUAAAAUCGCCUUUUACGAGGCAGACAAGCCUUUUUUAAAAAUUUUCUUUUUUCAUCGUAGCCCUUGAAAUGUCACAAGAACUAGGUUUAAUAUGUAUUGCUGCUAUAUUUGAAGUGCAAUUACCGGUUUUAUUUGAUCUUUCAGUCGGCAAUUCAAAGCUUUCCAUCUUUGUAUAACUCAUUUUCAGGGGAACAUCCUUUGGUUUAUGUAGCUGAGCAGCAAAAAAAAAAAAAAAAAAAAAAAAAAAAAAAAAAAAAAAAGACGUGAAAAAUGUAGCGGAGUCUAUUUUUCUGUUUUUAACAACCCUGCCAUAUAAGUGUCUACUUUUGUUUCUAAAACGUAGAGUAGGUAUAAGAAGGAACCAUUGUAUCCUUUCUAACACUGCAAAGACUUUGGGAGGCUGUAAAUACACCUGUUCCUUUUCGACGGUUAGGGCAAUUUCCGCUUCGUAGGUUUGAUCAUGCUGAAGAUAAUUAUUAUGAAAAACUGCUCGAAGCAUGGCUGAGUCAGUCGGAAGUGGCUGCGUUAAAUGAUGAGCUCAGCAUUCCACACAUCUUUAGCCAACAAUUAUUAUGCAAACAGUAUAGAACGCUAAUCGUAUAACCUUUCAGUCAUUAAACCUUCGCGUUUUGAAGACUGUUUUUAUUCUGAU